UUGAACCGGAAAUGGAACUGGGCUCUUACUGCUAGGCGGAGCACGGCAGAUUGUAUUGAGUGGCAUUAUUAUGAUUUUGCUAGUUUAUUGCUAACAUUUGUGAAAAUAGUUAUAUGUUACUCCUGUGUAUAUGAAUGGAUACAAUGGGGUAAUGUGGACCCGUCUUUCCCUGAUCGGAUGUGACUUCGAAAGGUACUUGCACUGUUCUUGGCUUGGGACAGAGAGAAUAAGCAAGAAAAGGGGAUGGAAAAGGUGUUAUCAGCGACCACUUUUAACACCCUCGCUGAGAGAGACUGAGAGGAAGUGAAGGGAAUCCUCUGGUGUACACACAAUAGACUGAGAAAAAGAGAAAUCAUCCAGAGCUAUAAGCCACACUUCAUAAAGCAGAGGAAAUGGCUUUCUUGGACAAUCCAGCCAUCAUUCUGGCCCACAUCAGACAGUCUCAUGUGACCAGUGAUGAUACAGGAAUGUGUGAGAUGGUACUAAUAGACCAGGAUGUGGAUCUGGAGAAGUGCCAGCUGGCUCUGGUGCCCGGCAGCAGCUGUGGGUCUACAGAGUCGGGGUCCAUGAGCGAGGGAGGCAGCAGCGUGACAGACAGUCAUGCCUGUGAUCUCUCCCAGUCCAUGGACAUCACCUCCAGCUGGGACUUUGGCAUCCGUCGGCGCUCCAACACAGCCCAAAGACUUGAAAGGUUAAGGAAAGAACGGCAGAACCAAAUCAAAUGUAAAAACAUUCAGUGGAAAGAGAGGACAUCCUCCCAAUCAGUUGAGGAUCUGGGGACUUUGUUUGAAAAACGGGACUUUAAAGACAGGCCGCGAACAGCAGGUACCAAAUCCACCCUCUCACUGCGGCUGGAGCAGUGUCCCCAGCAGCUCAACAACCCCUUCAAUGAAUACUCCAAAUUUGAUGGCAAGGGCCACAUUGGCACAACUGCUACGAAAAAGAUAGACGUCUACCUCUCAAUGCAGAUGGCUCAGGAGAAAGUACAUCCAAUGACAGUGGUGACCAUCGCCAACGCCCGCGUCCACGACCUCAUUGGGCUCAUCUGUUGGCAGUACACAAGCGAGGGACGAGAACCCAAACUCAAUGAGAAUGUGAACGCCUACUGCCUCCACAUUGCUGAGGAUGAUGGCGAAGUGGACACGGACUUCCCUCCACUAGACUCCAAUGAGCCAAUCCACAAGUUUGGUUUCAGCACUCUGGCCUUAGUGGAAAAAUACUCCUCCCCUGGCCUCGCUUCCAGACAGUCGCUGUUUGUCAGAAUAAAUGCUGCUCAUGGUUUCUCUCUAAUUCCCGUGGACAGUCUGAAGGUAACAAUGAAGGAAAUUCUCCAGAAAGCACUCAAGAAGAGAAAAGGUUCACAGAAAGGCUCAGAAAUAUUUGUGCCUCUGAAGAGCAGGAAGCCUGCCAGCUGCAACAAUUUAAAAACUACAAGGCCCAUGUAUCGUCUAGAGAAGCAGACGGAGCCAAACGUCUCAGUAGACCUGGACUCGACACUGGAGAGCCAGAGCACCCUGGAAUUUUGCCUGGUCAGAGAAAACAGCUCCAGGGGUGAGGAGAGUUCAGAGGAAGACCCUCCUAUUGACAUCACUACAGUCCAAGACAUGUUGAGCAGUCACCACUAUAAGUCCUUCAAGAUCAGUAUGAUCCACAAGCUGCGCUUCACCACGGAUGUCCAGCUAGGCAUUUCAGGAGAGAAAGUGGAGAUUGAUCCAGUCACCAAUCAGAAGGCCAGUACUAAGUUCUGGAUUCGACAGAAACCCAUCUCUAUCGACUCGGACCACCUCUGUGCCUGUGACCUUGUCGAGGAGAGAAGCCCCAGUCAUGCAAUAUUUAAGCUCACUUAUCUCAGCAACCAUGACUACAAGCCUCUCUACUUCGAGUCUGAUGCUGCUACUGUCAAUGAAAUAGUGCUAAAGGUGAACUAUAUCCUGGAGUCCCGGGCCAGCACCUCUCGGGCUGAUUACUUUGCCCAGAAGCAGCGGAAACUGAGCCGCCGGACCAGCUUCAGUUUCCAGAAGGACAAGAAGACAGGCCAGUAGACUGACUGGAGCUGUUCAGCCACAUGUCUGACUGUCUUCACACAGACAGAUACAUAGACAAGGCCUGAAAGUCUCAUACACAGACAGCAGUGGGCAAACAGGAAGUGGAGAUAACGGACAAGGAAGAUGUCUCUGCUUCAGCAAAGCGAGGGGCAAGCCUCUGAAACUCCAAGAGCAAAGAGUCCACAAGCAAAAACUAACUUAUUGUUUUUCUAAAAAAGAAAAAGACUUUUGGCAGCAAUGUACACACAACAAACAAUUUAAAGCUACAUGCUAAAUCUUUGCUUCUGUCCUCCAUCUUGUUGUUAAAGAAAUGUGACAACAUGAGAAGAAAGGAAAUGAAAUAAUGAUGAUAUAGAAAUGAAAUAGCCCAGUCUGGAUUUUUAAAACACACAUUAAUAUAUUCUGCCUUGAAUCUGUACUCAGUUGACAGUUUAUUAAGUAAAUCUAGCUAAAAAGAAAAAGCACCCUAAUCAGU
Molecule: messenger RNA, 2520 nt
Organism: Micropterus salmoides (largemouth bass)
Lineage: Eukaryota; Metazoa; Chordata; Actinopteri; Centrarchiformes; Centrarchidae
Gene: mapkap1
Product: MAPK associated protein 1
Exons: 13
Coding region: 393-2042 (549 amino acids)
Biological process (GO): TORC2 signaling
Cellular component (GO): cytoplasm; plasma membrane; TORC2 complex
Molecular function (GO): phosphatidylinositol-4,5-bisphosphate binding
Source: RefSeq, a predicted model, not a curated record